Molecule: messenger RNA, 9251 nt
Organism: Manihot esculenta (cassava)
Lineage: Eukaryota; Viridiplantae; Streptophyta; Magnoliopsida; Malpighiales; Euphorbiaceae
Product: probable serine/threonine protein phosphatase 2A regulatory subunit B''gamma
Exons: 13
Coding region: 6528-8069 (513 amino acids)
Biological process (GO): protein dephosphorylation
Cellular component (GO): protein phosphatase type 2A complex
Molecular function (GO): calcium ion binding; protein phosphatase regulator activity
Source: RefSeq, a predicted model, not a curated record
UGUUAUCCACAAAUUACCUUGAACAGCUUGAUAAGAUGUUGCAGUGGUUUAGAUUUGUUAAUCAAUUACCAUUGCUUUCAUUAUUAAUGCCUGGUAGAGUUAUUGUAUUCUUUUUUGGUAGUUUAGUUAGGUAGUCUAUGGCGUGGACUAAUCUGAAGGAAUUGAAUAAGGAAGGAUAAAAUUACGAAAGAGGAAUGAUAAGGUUUGGAUAAACUUACCUGUGAGGUUGUUGAGGUUUGUCAGGAAGGAGAUUGCUAUUGUGACAAUGAAGCAAGUCUGAGGAAUGUUAUGGUUAUGGUAUAUGGGUUCUUUUGUAACUCUUUGUCCCAUGUGUGCCCCAUAUUGCAAAUAAACAGGCUUCAUCAAUUUCUUGUCAUGUUUGAUGUUAAGAUGGAGAUGCGGUAGUCUUUCUUGAUUUGGCUGUGGAUUAAUUCCAAUAGGCUGCUUUUGAUAUGUGGUAGUCAUGAAUUCUGUUGUUGAUACCAUUUCUGCUUAAAAUGUUGGGUUGUGAUACAGAUUGUUACUACAAUGGGCUUCCAGGGGCUGGCAUGUGGACCUUGCUGAUAUUUUUGUGAUUAUUAUGAAAGGAAUUCUUCUUAUUCUCUUUAUUCUGUUAACAACAGUUUCUUACUUAGCAAGGUGGCAUUGUGGAGGAAGUUGACGUGGCAUGUUUAUUCUGCAUGAAUAUUUCAUAAUGAUAAUCAGGAUUAGUGUUAAAUUGGUUAUAUGAUAGUUAAAGGUUGGUGUGUUGCCUUGCUGAUACAAUUGUGAUUUUUUGUGAUAGCAAUUCUUCUUCUUCUUCUUGGUGGCAUUUUAGAGGAAGUUGAUGUACGAUGUAUCUGAAGUUUUGCAUGGAAAUUCUAUGAUGAUCAGGGUUGUGUUAAAUUGGUCAUAUAAUGGUUAAAGGAUUGAGUAAGGGUUUUACUUAAAUCAGUGAAACAGUGAUCACAAGAGAUUUAGAGGGAGACCAAUAAUAGGAAGAAAUUAGGUAGUUGAAGAGAGUGUUUGAUAUUAUGUUGCCACUUUUGUGUUUAACGUUACUUUCCUGGUAUAUGCUGUGUGGUGGAUUCUGAAUUGUUCGCUAGUGGGGGCAAUAUGUAUAUAUAUAUAUAUAUGAGCAGUUGUAUAUGUUCAAAUGAUAAUAAUUACUUUGGCAACCACUUACUAUUGAAGUGAAAUGUCUAAAAAAUGGAUGGAGUCAUUAGAAAUAAGAUGACUUCGGGAGCAAUUGGGGCAAUUUUAAUAUUUAGUGGGACAAGAGACUAGUAAAGUGAAAAAUCCAAAGAAAUGGGUGGUGGCAGUGAAAUAAGAUUAUUUUAGGGGCAAAUUUAAAAAUCCAGUUGGGGCUAACCUAAUGUAUAUGUGUAUAUAUAUAAAGGGAUAAGUGGGUCAAUGGGGGCACUUGCCCCAACAGUAGAUCCAUCAGUGUAUACUGAUAGCAACGUUGAAAGCACCUACCUUGUCCUGUGUCUAGCUAGUUUGCGUUCAUUGUAAUUGUAGCAACGUGGUUUAAAUACCUUAUGCUUUUUCUCCUUUUGUCAGUUUAACAAGCAGUUAUUAUAGCCUGGAUGAUUCUGCAAAUUGUGGAAUUGAUGAUGGCAUGAAUGGUUCUAGGUUGAAUCUUGUAUCCAUAGUUGUGAAAGGCUCAAGGCGCACCAAAGAACAAGGCGCAGGUGCGCGCCCGAGCAACUUGAGGCGCAAAAAAUUAAAAAGUAAAAAAUACAUUAAAAUUCAAGUAACAUAAAGCUAAAUGCAAUAAAAUCAAAUACCAAACAUCAAAUGCAAUAUAAUCUUUGUUUGCUACUUUCACAAUCACAAAUCACAUUAUCACAAUCCACAAUCCACAAUUCACAAUUCUCAAUUCACAAUUCAGAUUCACAGUAAACUCUAAAUUAUUGUUUGCUAACUAUAUUCACAAAUCUCAAUUUACUUGAUUAAUUAACAUGAUAAUAAUAUAAAGAGAUAAUUAACAUAAAGUUAAAAAAUCAUAGCAGGGUGGUUGGCAAUGGCAGAGCAGCAUGCUGGCAGUAUGACAACCAUGGGGAGAGUAAGAGUAAAGAAAAAGAGAAAGAAUAAAGAAAGGAAGGAGAAUGAUAAACUCAAAUAAAACAGAAUUUUAUGUUGAGAAUGAACUGAAGAGAUGAAAUCUAGGUAUGUUGAAGUCUUUGAAGAAUUUUGGGAGGAAUUUUUAUUUUAUUCCAAUUGAAUUAAUUUUUACAAGGUUUGAGUAUAAGAAUUAAUCUAAAUUAGGAAUAUUUACAAUAAGAAUAAAAUCUCUUAAAUUAAGCCUAAUUAGGAUUCCAAAAAUUUGAAUCCUCCUACUUAGGAACUUCUAUGUUGGUCAACACUCCCCUCAAGUUUGGUGCAUAGAUAUCACACAUGCCUAACUUGCAAACCAAGAUAUGAUAGGUCUUGUUGCUGAGCCCUUUGGUAAACACAUCAGCUAGUUGUUCAUCGGAAUUCAUAUGAUCUAACCUCAAGACACUAUUUAUUAACUUUUCUUUAAUGAAGUAUCGAUCAAUCUCUAUGUGCUUCGUUCAGUCAUGUUGAACCGGAUUUUGAGCUAUAUUGAUGGCAACUUUGUUGUCACAGUACCCUCUCCAAUAGUUUCAAUUCCUCCAAACACCUUAUGCCAUCGCUCUAUAUUCCAUCUCAGCACUUGAUCGAGCAACAAAAUUUUGCUUUUUGCUUCUCCAAGUGAUAAAGGUUUCCUCCCAUAAUUUUACAACAACCACUAGUCGACCUUUUAUCAUCAAGGGAUCCAGUCCAAUCUGCAUCUGUGAAUAAAUAUAUGCGAAGAUGACCAUAUUUAGAGAACAAGAGACUUUUUUCAGGAGCAGACUUCAAUAUCACAAAAUGCGAAAAACAGCUUGCAUGUGAGACUCACGAGGAUCAUGUAUAAACUGACUGACUAAGCUGACUGUAUAUGCUAUGUCCAGUCGAGUAUGUGAAAGAUAAAUCAAUCUGUCUACCAACCUCCUUGAUAUCUGCCCAUAUCCACUGAUUCACCAAUCCCUGCUUGUAGCUUGUGAUUGCUCUCAAUGGGAAUUUCUGCUGGUUUGCAACCUAACAUACCAUUUUCUUCUAAAAGAUCCAAAAUGUAUUUUCUCUGAGAAAUAAAGAUUUCUUGUUUUGACCUGGCAACCUCGAUUUCUAGGAAAUAUUGCAUUUUUCCUAGAUUUUUAAUUUUGAAUUCCUGAGCUAAAAGCUUUUUCAGUCGAGUCAUCUCUUCAGUGUUAUCCUUGUCAUUACUGUAUCAUCAACAUAGACUAUAAGAAGAAUAAUUUUACCCUUUUGAUGUCUGAUAAACAGGAUAUGGUUAGCAUUGCUCUGUUAGUCAAAGGAAAUCAUAGCUCUACUCAAUUGGUCAAACUAAGCUCUGGGUGACUGCUUCAAUCCAUACAAAGCCUUCUUUAGUCUAUAUACCUUUCCUUGUGUUUUUCCAUCAGCAAAUCUAGGAGGGGUUUCUAUAUACACUUCAUCCUCCAAGUUUCUGUGGAGAAAUGCAUUUUUCAUGUCAAAUUAUUGUAGAUUCCAUUCAAGGUUGACAACACAAGAUAGCAAUACUCUGAUUGAGUUCAUUUUGGGAACAAUGACAAAUUUCUCCUAGUAAUCCACUCCAUAGGUUUGAGUGUAUCUCUUGACGAAUAGUCUAGUCUUGAAUCUUUCAAUCGAUCCAUCUGCUUUGUGUUUUAUAGUGAACACCCAUUUGCAGUUAACAAGUUUAUUUCCAGUGGGAGAGUGAUAAGCUCCCAGGUCUCAUUUUUGGUUAGUGUUUUCACCUCUUCAAUCAUUGCUCCUUCCAUUUAGGAUCUGCAAGAGCUUCCUUCCAACCCUGUGAAACAAACAUGUAGGAAAUAGACAAGGCAAAAACUCUAUAGAAUGGAGACAAAGAAUUAUAAGAGAGAAAGUUAGAAAUAGAGUGCUCUGUACAAGAUCUAACUCAUUUUCUUUGAGCAAUUGGUUUAUUUAGAUCAUUAAAGGGCUAAAGUUUAGGGAUGACUCACCAGAUGGAGGGGAGGAAGGUUUAUGACACUGAGUAGACUGCACAGUGGCUUUUUCUGCUUCUGUUUUGUCUCUUCUUGAGUAUCUCCUUCAAUCUGGUUUAUCUAAACUCCAAAUUUGGUCACCAAUAGUCUUCCCCUAUAUAAUAGUCUCUUGAUCACCAAUAGUCUCCCCUUGUAUAGUAGUCUCCUCUAGAGUUGAACGUUCUAGAAUUAUGGGAUUAUGAAUCAUCUCUUUUCUGUCAUUGUCCUCCCUCCGAAAAGGUGAUGGGGUAGUAUUGAAAUAAGGUUCAAUAUCUCUAAAUGUAAUAUCCAUAUUGAUAAAGUAUUUUCUAGAUAGAGGGUGGUAAUACUUGUAACCCUUCUAUGUGGGAGAGUAUCCAACAAACGUACAUUUAAUAGAUCCACACAUUUAAUAGCUCUCGGAUCGAGCUUCUCACCUGUCCUAGUAUGAACAAAACACGUGCACUCAAAUAUCUUUGGUGGAACAAUAUAAGUAUUUUUCCCUUGUAGCACCUCUAAAGGGCUUUUAAAGGUAAGAGUUUUGAGAGGCAUUUUAUUGACGAGAUAAGUUGUGGCUAAAGCUGCAUCUCCUCAAUAGGUUUUUGGAAGGUUUAUGGUGAAAAGGAAAGAUUGGGUUACUCCCAAAAGAUGUCUAUUUUUUCUUUCAGCAACACUUUUUGGACACUAAUGUAAGGACAACUAGUUUGAUGUAGUAUCCCAUUAGACUCUAGACAAGCAAAAAAAGGCCAUCCAUGUACUUUGUACCAUUUUCAGUUCUCAAAACUUUUAUCAUAGCAUCAAAUUGAGUAUAAAUCAUCUUGUGAAAAGAUUGAAAGCAAGAAGUUACAUCACUCUUUGCCUUUAUCAAAUAAAUCCAAGUCAUGCGAGUGCAGCAAUUAAUAAAAGUAACAAACCAACGAUUACCAAAUAGUGAGACUGUUUGAGUAGGUCCCCAAACGUCAGAAUGGAUGGUCACAAAAGGGAUCGUACUCCUAUUGUUACUUGAGGGAUAAGAAGUUCUUAUAUGCUUAGCAUACUCACAAGAAUCACAAAUUAGAACCGCAUUGAGCCUUGGAAAAUAAAUUAAGAUAAAGUUUCUCUAAGACAAAGAAGGAUGAAUGUUCUAACCGUCGAUGCCACUGUAUGAUUUCCUGGUUGACAUCUUGAUUUCUUUCAAAAAGAGCCCAAGGUGAAUUCAAACUUAGAUUCCUUUCUAAGAUAUUUAAGCUAUCGUGCAGUCUACUAUUGUCAAUCAUCUUCUCAGUUUGAAGGGUCUGAAUAACACAAUCAGGAAAAAAUUCAAUUUUACAGUUAAGUGUUUUGGUGGGAGCACUAACAGAUAAAAAAAACAAGGAACAUGAAGAGUAGAGGAUAUCUUGAUAUUUGAAGUACAAAUAAUAGAAUUGGUUCCAAAUAUAAGAGUGGAAGAACUAUAUGCGAUUUUGACAGUUUUUUUUUGUAGACAUGGAAGAUAAUUAAGGAAGCCUUCAGAGAAGUCUGUUACAUGUCUAUUUGUACUAGAAUCAAUAAUCCAUGGAGCAAAAUCAAGAGACUAAAUAAAAGAAUUAUCAGAAGUCCUUACAUUACACACACAAGUCAUUGCCAUUUCAAGAAAAAACCACAAAUUUUCUGCUAAAAAGUGGAAAAUUAUUGUUACUGAAGAAAGAAUUACCUUUCCCAAUGAAAAAGGCACGAGUUCAGCAGAUCAGAAGCGUGACUUAAAGGCGAGUCUGCCGAAAAGGAUUAUUUCCUGAAAAAUCACCGAAAAAUGUCUCCCUCGCCGGAAAAAGGUAAACCAAGUCACGGGUCCACACAAGUCAGAGGCGCGACUUGAAGGCGAGUCUGCCGGAAAGGAUCGCCAUCGAAAAAGACCACCGAAAAAUGUCACACGUGCCGGCGCAUGAUCUUGCGAGGGCGCGUGAGCUUCACGUGCGUGGCUUUCCAACAUCGGAGCUGACCAGCGACGGUCCGGCGACCCUGCUGGUGCCGGCGGUGAGAUGAAAAAAAGGUUCAUAGACAAGGUAGUAUCAAAAAGGUAUAUGUAGGGUUUUAGAAACCCUAAGAAAAAAAAUGAAUUUAAACCCUAAAAUCAUGAAAAAAAACUCUAAUAACAUGAAGAAUUUUGAGAAAUUUUUUUGAUUUUAUUUCAAUUAAAUUGAUCUUUACAAGGUUUGAGUAUUUAUCCACAAGAAUCAACCUAAACUAGGAAUAUUUACAAUAAGAAUAAAAUCUUUUAAAUCAAGUUUAAUUAGGAUUCCAAAAAUUUAAAUCCUUCUGAUUAGAAACCUUCUAUGUUGGUCAACAGUCUUGAAUGUUGAUUUUUUCUUUUCCUCUCCUUCCUCUUUUUCUCUUCUGUUUUUUUCCCUCUUUUUCCUUCUCUCUCCUACGGCUGCUGCUGGCUGCUGAGAUUGUUGUUAAAGUCUAGGGCAAAUUUUGAAGCCCUUUUAUGGAGGGCGCUUGAAAGGACACGGGUGCACCUGAGGGCGCCUCAGGCACAAUGCUCGCCUGGUGCCACCCUAGAUGCUAGGCAUUGCGCCUUUCAUAACACUGCUUGUACCUUAUCUGGAAAAUAUGUAUAAAUGCAUCAAUAUGGUGACAUCAUUGCUUAGUGAUGCAAAGGCAGGCGUUCCCUUGAAUGUCUCUGGAAACUCUCCUAAAGCGAAUACUACCACAAGCAGUUCUUUACCUUCCAUGUUUCCUGGAGGAAGUACUCCGCCUCUUUCUCCUAGAAGUACAUCUGGGUCCCCUCGUAUAAUGAAACAGAGAGCUGGCCCUUCUAAUUUAGGUUCUCCUCUGAAGGUAGUUAGUGAGCCAGUGAGGGAGUUCAUACCUCAGUUUUACUUCCAAAAUGGUCGUCCACCUCCAAAUGAACUAAGGGAACAAUGUUUGUUCAGGAUCAGUCACUUUUUCUAUGGCCGUUCAGAUGGGCUGCAGUUACAUGAAUUCAAAUCUGUCACCAAGGAAAUUUGCAAGCUGCCCUCAUUCUUCUCUGCAGUUCUUUUCAGGAAGAUUGAUGUCAAUGGCACUGGUUUUGUGACAAGGGAUGCCUUCGUUAAUUAUUGGAUAAAUGGCAACAUGCUGACGAUGGAUACAGCAACUCAAAUGUUUAAAAUUCUAAAGCAACCAGAUCUCAAAUACCUCACUCAGGAAGACUUCAAACCUAUUCUUCGAGAACUAUUGGCAACUCAUCCAGGGUUGGAAUUCUUACAGAGCACACCAGAGUUUCAGGAAAGAUAUGCUGAAACUGUAAUCUACAGAAUAUUUUACUACAUAAAUAGAUCUGGGAAUGGUCAUCUUACCCUCAGGGAGCUGAAACGUGGAAACUUGAUUGAUGCAAUGCAGCAUGCAGAUGAAGAAGAGGACAUAAAUAAAGUUUUAAGGUACUUCUCUUAUGAACAUUUUUAUGUGAUAUACUGCAAGUUUUGGGAACUGGAUAUGGAUCAUGAUUUUCUGAUCGACAAAGAGAACCUGAUCAGAUAUGGUAACCAUGCGCUUACGUACCGGAUUGUUGAUAGGAUCUUUUCCCAGGUCGCAAGAAAGUUUACUUGUAAGGUUGAAGGGAAGAUGGGAUAUGAAGAUUUUGUCUACUUCAUACUGUCAGAGGAGGAUAAGUCGUCUGAACCAAGUCUUGAGUACUGGUUCAAGUGCAUAGAUUUGGAUGGAAAUGGAGUUUUGACACGAAAUGAAAUGCAAUUCUUUUAUGAAGAGCAGUUGCAUCGAAUGGAAUGCAUGGCCCAAGAGCCUGUGCUGUUUGAAGACAUAUUAUGCCAGAUAAUUGACAUGAUUGGACCAGAGAAUGAGAGCUAUAUCACAUUAAGUGACCUGAAAGGUUGUAAACUUUCAGGAAGUGUGUUCAAUAUCCUUUUCAACCUUAACAAGUUUAUGGCCUUUGAAACUCGUGAUCCGUUUCUGAUUCGCCAGGAGCGUGAGAAUCCAACAUUGACAGAGUGGGAUCGGUUUGCACAUAGGGAAUAUAUUAGGCUUUCGAUGGAGGAAGACGUUGAAGAUGCCUCUAAUGGAAGUGCAGAUGUCUGGGAUGAAUCACUUGAGGCUCCAUUUUGAGGUUAACUGGUUCCUGCAUGAGCACUCUAAAUUCUUCUAUGGAGAUUUGAGUCACGGGAACAGUAAAAGGAUCAUUCUUUCAAUGGGAUGUGGCAGCUGUUACCUGUGAUCUUUUUUAAGGGAAAGUCCAAGCUUGGUGGGGUGGGAAUGUAUCUUUUUCCAAUUACCAGCAGACAAAUUAUCACACCUUUGUGUGCAUACUGACAAACAAUGAGGAAAAAUACAAUGAAAGCAGUGGUUCGUGAUGCUAAAGCUACUGUAAAGGAGAGGUAGUUGCCCAGAGGUGAGAUUUUGAUUGUCCAGGUUGAAGUAGCUCCGAACAUCUAGUGCAAUUUUUUAUUUAUCAAUUUGUAAGUUAUAAAUCUAUUGUCAAAGUCUUUCUCCUUUUAAUUUAGCAGUUGGUUCUUUUGAUAGUUUUUGUCUGUACGGUAACAUCACGGGUGCUGGUUAGGCUUUGUUAUCAAUUUUUUGGAUUGUCAGAGAUAUCGAUUACUGGUUUCAUAGGGUCCCCCUUUCCUUUCCCCACUUGAUGUAUACAGAACUGUAGCAUCAUGUUUUCCGCACUGUAGCAUCAUGUUGUCUGUGGAAAACGUAAAAAUUUCUAUUCAAAAUUUUCAGAAGAGUUACCUUUUCACAAAUGCACUGUGAAGUAUUUGUGUGUAGGGACAUGAAACUCAGAGUUGGUUAGUAUUUGUGUAGAAAUGGAACUUCUAUGGUUGAAAAAAGCUCAGACUGAGAUUCUGUCUAUGCGGAUAUUAGCCUUCCCAUCCACUUUCAAUGUUCUCUUUGGAGCUUCAUGAUGUUUGGUUAAAUGAUGUGUGACGCUCUUUUUGAAAUAUGUUUGUAGUAUUUCAGAAUUUACUUGUUUGUAAAUUUUGGAGAAGCUGUGGGGCUUUCAAGCAUUUUAAUGGUUAUUGUAUUUGUUCGAGUUGUUGGAUGUUGGACCGAGUUGUGAAUUUUUAUUAUCAUGUAAUUUCUACAGUUUGAUUUUCUUUUUCUUUUUCCUGAUUAUUUGUGAUGCACAAUGGGGAAACGAAAAGCGUCCAUGUGUCAAAUGCAUAAGCUAGUGCUAGUUUCCUUGUCAAUAUACAAAGAGAAUGGACCAUGUUGUAGCUGUGAAUCUUUGUAAUAGCUUAAUUUCUUUGAAUUCUGUAUGUUCUCUUCUGAUUCACCCGUUGUUUU